Molecule: messenger RNA, 3465 nt
Organism: Metopolophium dirhodum (rose-grain aphid)
Lineage: Eukaryota; Metazoa; Arthropoda; Insecta; Hemiptera; Aphididae
Product: cationic amino acid transporter 2-like
Exons: 12
Coding region: 324-2252 (642 amino acids)
Biological process (GO): amino acid transport; transmembrane transport
Cellular component (GO): plasma membrane
Molecular function (GO): amino acid transmembrane transporter activity
Source: RefSeq, a predicted model, not a curated record
ACGCAGCUCAAUAUUAUUCGUAGACGGACGCACGCGCGGUGGAACUUGACGACGACGACAACGACAACGACGACGACGACGAUAACGGACAGAAGACAUAAAACUCCGUACGCGAACGGUCGUGUACUAAAAUAAUAAUAAAAAAUUUUACCACGUGGUGUCCACGUCGAGUGAAUCGCGGAACACCCGGCAACAACCUGCUGGACUUUUGCGUCGGCCGGUCUGCCGCGAAUCGCUCGGCCGGGCCCCGAGAGAUCGUGAUCCAUCGUAGAAACGGUACGACCUACAUAUAGAUCGCGAUCCGGAUCGACGACGGAGUCGUUAUGAAGUUGCGAGAAACCCUGUACCAGGUACUGUUCAGGCGGAAAAACGAGGAUGACAUAGAUGACCCGGACAAAGAGAAAUUGGCCAGGGUCCUCAAUCUGGUGGACCUGACCGCACUUGGCGUUGGGUCCACGUUGGGCGUGGGCGUCUACGUGCUUGCCGGAAACGUUGCCAGAAUAGAAGCUGGCCCGGCCGUCGUGCUGUCCUUCGUUUUGGCUGCGUUCGCGUCGGCUCUCGCAGGCCUGUGUUACGCAGAAUUCGCAGCGAGAGUGCCAAGAGCCGGGUCGGCUUACGUUUACAGUUACGUCGGCGUGGGUGAAUUCGUCGCGUUCGUCAUUGGAUGGAAUCUGAUACUCGAAUAUGUCAUUGGUACUGCAAGUGUCGCCAAAGCUUUCAGUAAUUACAUCGACGCGUUGUUGGACUACCCCGUGAAAACCACCAUGACCUAUCUUUUCCCCAUGAAUGUCAGUUUUUUGGCCGACUACCCAGACGUUUUGUCGUUCAGUCUCGUGAUACUAUUAUCGAUUAUACUGUCAUGGGGAGUCCGCGAAUCUACAAUGAUCAACAACGUGUUUACAGUCGUUAAUUUAUUGACCGUGUUCACGGUCAUUGUAUCCGGAUUAUUUAAAGUUAAUUUGUACAAUUGGAGUAUACCCAAACAAGACAUUCCGAAGAGUGCGAAAGGCGGCGAAGGCGGUUUCAUGCCUUUCGGGUGGGCCGGAGUGACCGCGGGGGCUGCCAAAUGUUUUUACGGGUUCAUCGGUUUCGACUCCGUAGCUACUACAGGAGAAGAAGCGAAAAAACCAAAACGUGACAUCCCAUUGGCCAUCAUACUGUCGUUGACCAUCAUAACGUUUGCAUAUUGCUGUAUCAGUUCGGUUUUAACUCUGAUGUGGCCAUAUUAUGAUCAGGACAUCGACGCACCGUUCCCGUACGUCUACGAUAAACUUGGUUGGACGACGUUGAAAAUGAUCGUUUCAUCGGGCGCUAUAUUUGCUAUGUUUGCCAGUCUUUUAGCGAGUAUGUUCUCGAUGCCGAGGAUUCUGAUGACCAUGGCCGAAGACGGUCUCAUGUUCAGCAUGUUUUCGAUCAUUCACCCGAAGUUUAAGACACCGCUGUUGGCCACAUUGAUGUCGGGUCUAUUGGCGGGCAUUAUCACGGCGCUUUUGAACCUAGAACAACUGAUGAAUAUGAUGUCGAUCGGCACAUUGUUGGCGUACACGAUCGUGUGCAUUUGCGUGCUGAUAUUACGGUACAAAAACGAUCCGGAUAGCGAUGAGUUCGUGAAGAAUCAGGUCAUCGACGAACCGGAGACCAGCAGUGGUUUCUUCAAGGUGGUGGACAAGUACUUUAACCUGUCAAACGUCGAUAACGCCAACAAAGAGACUGAGCGCGUGGCCACGACUAUCACUGUGUUGUACAUUUGCACAUCGGCGCUGUUCAGCUUCGUAACCGUACAACACGAGUGUGUGGCGACCAACCAUCAAUGGUGCGACGAUAACGACAGCAACUCAUCGGCCUUUCAACCAGGUUGCGUCUUAAACACCAACAACGCCACAACGUUUUUCAAACAUGGGUGCAUCGAAAACAGCAUCGCGACGUACGCGAGUGCUAUUUUGGCCAUCGGGCUGUUGCUUCUGUUGCUGUUACUGACCAGACAACCCCAAUCGAACAAAAAACUUUCGUUUAAGGUCCCACUAGUUCCACUCAUUCCGUGCAUUAGCAUCUUGGUGAACGUUUACUUGAUGAUGAAACUUGACAUAAUCACCUGGAUCCGUUUCAGUAUUUGGUUGACGAUCGGACUAUUCAUAUACGUACUGUAUGGCAUGAAUAACAGUGCUGAGGGUCUAAAGAGGAAAGGAGAGCUGAAAAAUAGUCGGUCGAGCUCUGCAGAGCCGAUACACCAGAUUUCUUCCAUCAAUUUAUAGUUAAAUUUCCCACAAUGGCUCUUUCUCAACCUUGUCUAAAACUAGGAGCUAUUAUGCCCAUACUUAAGUCUGGCGAUCCUCACAAUGUUUUUAACUACCGUCCCACCACAAUCCUCUCCUACGUUUCCACGCCUCCACUUCUGGGAUAUGUUAUACCCUCAACCACAUUCUAGUUGAAGAGCAACACGGCUUCCGGCCCGGAACUACUACUUGCAAUAUUUUUUCACCACUUAUAUUUUUCAGUCGUUUCGAUUUAAUUUUCAAGUGAAUGUGAUGUACACGGAUUACUCUAAUGACCGAGUUGAUCAUGUCUGUCUGGUAAAAACUCUCGAUCUCUUGAGAAUUUGUGAUCCUCUUUUAUUGGCUAUGUUCCUUCCUAGAUGAACACCAUCAUUAUGUCUCCAUUUAUGUUGUUCUCUCCCUCAGUUUUUCACCCACCUCUAAUGUUCCUUAGGGUGCAGUUUUUCCACCGCUACUAUUUGCGCUCUUUGUAAAUUAUGCCCAUUUUAUUCUUUUGCAUUCCAAUUGCCUCAUAAAGACACAUAUUUUAUGCGUGGUAAUUCUACAUAAUGUAUAUUCUGUAUUCUUUUACAAUACAACCUAAUUUAGUAGAUAUUACACGAUAAUCUGAUAGACAAUAAUUCAACAUAAUAUGCCUUAUUGUAUUACCAAUAGAAACAUUAUUAUUAAUAAUAGUAUAAAUAAACUAUUACAUAUAAAAUAUUAUUAGAAGUAGAGGUGAUGGUGUGUCUUCGCUGAGAAUUUUGUUAGUAUAUUCAAUCACAUCAAUCACAUCGGUUACAUUGACCUACUAAAUUAUGAUAAUAUUAUGUACAGUGUACACUCGAAAUCAGCAGAGCUAAUUCCCCGAUUUUUAUUUUUUCAUAAUAUUUUGAUAUAUAUUUUUACAAAUAAUAUUAAAGACAUUUUUUGUAUCACACGACGAAGUUGUACAGCAGAACCAUUCUUGAGUUGAUUUAUAAAUUGCUUAAUUUCUAUAGUAUGUUAUCAUAGAGCGUAAAGUCGUAGACGAUGAAAAUUGUCGUAAAAGUGUAAUUUGUUUCUACAGUAAUUUUUUUAAUGUUACAUCAUCAUCAUGAUAUUUUUAUUAUUACUUAUUGCUAUGAAUGUAUUAGGUAUGUUAUAAUAUUUAUUUUUGUACUUAGAAUAUGCAUUUGUUACCAACAUAAUAUAAUUUAAUAAUUAUUAAUGA